AUGGACAACUUCCCUGCCUUACCGCCCGGUGCUGAUGCCGCCGAAAGGGAUGCUCCUCCGUCAACCAGCGCCGAAAUUAGCGUUUCGCAGCGACGUGUCAGCCGAAAGUUAAAAAAGAAGCGGCUCCUUGACCCUGCAGCGCCCCUCCUCGAACUGCCCGACCCUUUGAGACACAGCGACAGCGACGAUGAGGACUCGCCCAAUGAUCCCGCUUCCCGACGUGGCCGCGCCGUGUCCGUCAACAUGAAUCAGAGCAUAUUCGGUCUUAUAGCGGCCGCCGGGUCGCGCGUGGAUUUCAACACGCGUUUUGACGACGGCAGCAGCGACGAAGAGGACGGCGAAACCCCCAGGAUCUCUGACGGCCCUCAGGACCUCUCGCAAACAGUCAUCCUCCCCGCCAGGUCCAGAGACGAGCGGCGCGGGCACAAGAAGAGGCUGUCUGGCCACAGGCUGUUAAAGUCCCUGUCCACCCUGCCCACCCUGCCCAAACGAAAAUCAAAGAAGCGCGAGACGAGCCAACUGUCGGCCCCGUCGUUGGAUUCCUCAGACGACGGCAAGGAAACGACGUCUCCCUCCCCGACAGCUGCUGCGCAUCUCGACGGGCAAGAUUAUCGGUUGGCUCCGGUUAUGAGCCGCAUGCUUCAGGCGCGGGCCGAGGUGGCCUCCAGACCUAGCUCCGACUUGGAUCGAAGGUCUGGCGAUUCGCCGGGGACGGACGAUGCUGGUGAAUCUUCUGCAUUGGCUAAACGGCUCAUGGAAAUUUUCGAAUUCGACGAGCCCGAGCUCGUCAUUGAAGAGUAUCCCUGCUGGUUGUUACAGAGCGUGCUGCUUCAGGGCUUCCUUUACAUCACUGCCAAACAUAUUUGUUUCUAUGCCUAUCUCCCCAAGAAAGCGAACGUCGUUGCCAAGUCUGGCUACCUUUCCAAGAGCGGGAAGCGAAAUCCAAAGUAUCAUCGCUACUGGUUCCGCUUAAAGAGCGAUGUGCUGUCCUAUUAUCGAGACUCAACAAACCUCUACUUCCCCCAUGGCCAGAUUGACCUCAGGUUUGGCAUCUCCGCCAACAUUGUCGACAAGGACAAGGACGGUCUGCAUUUCAACGUCGUCACAAGUCAUCGGACCUACAAUUUUCGAGCUGAUAGUGCUCCGAGUGCCAAGGAAUGGGUCAAGAGCUUGCAGCGAGUGAUAUUUCGCAGCCACAACGACGGCGACAGUGUCAAGAUCUCAUUGCCCAUUGACAACAUUAUCGACAUAGAGGAGACCCAGAUGAUGGAGUUUUCCGAGACUUGCAAAAUCCGGGUAAUUGAUAAUGAUGAAACCUAUGCCAUUGAUGAGUAUUUUUUCUCCUUUUUCAACUUUGGCAAGGAGGCCAUCAAUGUGCUGAAAAUCUUGGUGGAUGGGGCGUCUUCAAACAGCAGAACACCGGGCAAAUUGGUUGCUGAACACGAGCAGCGAUACCGAGGGUUGGAACAGCAGCAGAAACAGCGACAUGGCGAACAGGCCGUCAGGCAGACCUCGCCCCGACCGUCAGGACUAUCCGACCGACAGGAACUCCAUGUCGAGGAGAUGCGCACAACGAAGCUGCCGGAAGCUGUCAAGGCGACCUUGUCGCCAAUGCCGCCGCACUCAACAGGUCCUAGCCCACGAGCCAGCAUGGAUUGUUCUUCCAGGCCCAGUGCCGACGCCUUUCGGGGCAUGCGCAGACGCAGCCAGGACGUGUCAGCCAUGAUGAGGGAGCAGAGCCCUAGAAGAAGCUUUAGCGGUCAUCGUCGCACGCAAAGCACCCGACGCGUAGACGAGAAGAAGCCCAAACAUGGAGUAGAAUCCCCCGACUCCAACACGCAUUCAUCCACAGAAGAUCCCAGCUUCUCCAACUUGGCCAUCUCGGUGGCCACGGAAGACCCGACCGCGAGUCAGAUCCUGCAGGGCAGUGAAGUGUUCCACAGCCCUACCAUGCGCAAAUCGAUUGACGCGUCGAGCCAGUCCACAGACGCCAUAGGCAAGGAUGCCAAAGGAGGGUCAUCGGAAUCAUGCGUUCCCGGAGCAUCGAUCCCCAUGAAGCAUGCAGCCACCACCGGGCACAUCAGCCAGCUGGGAUAUCACGGCAAGUCCGCGCAGCAGCAGCAGCAGCAGCAGCAGCAGCAGCAGCCUGAGCGAUCCUCAACGCCCACUCUUCAGAGCAUUUCGAAAAUGAGCGCCUAUCCCCUGCAGCGGGCCGGCGCCUUUGCGGACUACCUGAACAAGACGGGCAAGCGCAUGAGCACUCUGCUGGCCACCGAAUCCAUGGGGUACGUGGAAAAGGUCUCCGGGAUGUGGAAAGGCGGCCGGAAACAUUAUGGUGAGCCGGCCGGUCUCCGACCGGAUGAAGACGAGCUGGAGGAAGACUCGGACGGAAAGGUGCAGACGUCCAUGGACCGCUUCCGCGCUCACUUUGCACUGCCAGAAUCCGAAAAGCUGCAAGCGACGUACUUUGGGUGCAUCAUCCGCGUGCUUCCCCUCUACGGCAAAAUCUACAUCAGCGACCGGUCGUUUUGCUUCCGCAGCCUGCUGCCCGGCACGAGGACCAAGCUGAUUCUGCCUUUGAAGGACAUUGAAACCGUCCACAAGGAGAAGGGAUUCCGCCUCGGGUACUCUGGCCUGACCAUUGUCAUCCGCGGGCACGAGGAGCUCUUUUUCGAGUUUAGCCAGGUCGACGUGCGCGACGACUGCACCAUAACCGUGCUGCAGAGUCUGGAGACGAGCCGCUACCUGAGGGAGUCGGGGAUCCUGCACCAGGAGGAGCUGGAGGAGCAGCAGGUGGCCAUGGCCGAAAGGGAUGCCCUGAAAUCGGCGCGGAGGGAGGAGUUCCCGGCGCACGAGAUGGCGCCUCCCCACGACGCCGAGUCGCAGCCCAACGCGCCCACGAUCCUCAUGGACGAGACGGACGGCUCCUUCAUCAACUUCAAGCCGCCGCAGCCCAUGAGGAUCACCUGCCUGACGAUUGGGUCCAGGGGCGACGUGCAGCCGUACAUUGCGCUCUGCAAGGGGCUGCUGGCCGAAGGCCACAAGCCGCGCAUCGCCACGCACGCCGAGUUCCAAGACUGGAUCGAGUCGCACGGCAUCGAGUUCCGCAUGGUGGAGGGGGACCCGGGCGAGCUCAUGCGGCUGUGCAUCGAGAACGGCACCUUUACCCUCUCCUUCCUCCGCGAGGCCAACUCGGCGUUCCGGGGAUGGCUCGACCAGCUGCUCGACUCGGCCUACGCGGCGUGCGAGGGGUCGGAGCUGCUCAUCGAGUCGCCCUCGGCCAUGGCCGGCAUCCACGUCGCGGAGAAGCUCGGCAUCCCCUACUUCCGCGCCUUCACCAUGCCCUGGACGAGGACGCGGGCCUACCCGCACGCCUUCAUCAUGCCCGAGCACAAGAUGGGCGGCGCCUACAACUACAUGACGUACGUCAUGUUCGACAACAUCUUCUGGAAGGCCACGGCGCAGCAGGUCAACCGGUGGCGCAACAAGACGCUCGGCCUGCCCAACACGAGCCUCGAGAAGAUGCAGCCCAACAAGGUGCCCUUCCUGUACAACUUCAGCCCCAGCGUCGUGGCGCCGCCGCUCGACUUUUCCGACUGGAUCCGCGUCACGGGGUACUGGUUCCUCGACGAGGGGGCCGAGUACGAGCCCCCCCGGGAGCUGUCCGACUUUAUCCAGAGGGCCAGGCGCGACGGCAAGAAGCUCGUGUACGUCGGCUUCGGCUCCAUCAUCGUCAACGACCCGGCCAAGAUGACCCAGGAGGUCAUUGACGCCGUGCUCAAGGCCGACGUGCGCUGCAUCCUGUCCAAAGGGUGGUCGGACCGCAUCUCCCCGCGCGACGACGACGCCUCCGCCUCCGCCGCCGCCGCCGCCGCCGCCGCCAGCCAGCCGCGCCCGGACGAGCCGCCGAUGCCGCCCGAGAUCUUUGUCAUCAAGGCCGCCCCCCACGACUGGCUGUUUGGCCAGAUCGACGCGGCGGCCCACCACGGCGGCUCGGGGACGACGGGCGCCAGCCUGCGGGCCGGCCUGCCCACCAUCAUCCGGCCCUUUUUUGGCGACCAGUUCUUCUUUGCCAGCCGCGUCGAGGACCUCGGCGUCGGCGUCGGCCUGCGGCGCUGGGGGGCCAACAGCUUCGGCAGGGCGCUGUGGCAGGCCACCCGAAACGAGCGCAUGAUUGUCAAGGCCCGCGUGCUGGGGGAGCACAUUCGCAAAGACAGGGGCGUGGAAACCGCCAUCCAGAACAUCUACCGCGACCUCGAGUACGCCAAGAGCCUGAUCAAACGCAAGGCCGGGCCGCACGACGAGCCGGACGCCGAGGAGGACGAUACCGAAGAGUCGUGGACCUUUGUCGGGUCGGACGAGCACGACCCCGACGCGGUGACCAAGAAGCUCAGCGAGGGCCUGGGGCGCCCUGCGCCGGGGAAGACGCCGCCCGCGGCUUUGGGGAGCAAGGUGCUCAAGGGCUGA
This is a messenger RNA of Ustilaginoidea virens, 4467 nucleotides long. RefSeq lists its product as uncharacterized. Bases 1 to 4467 code for a protein of 1488 amino acids. The record is from RefSeq and is a predicted model, not a curated record. Gene Ontology annotation, molecular function: UDP-glycosyltransferase activity; hexosyltransferase activity. NCBI's taxonomy places the organism in Eukaryota, Fungi, Ascomycota, Sordariomycetes, Hypocreales, Clavicipitaceae. Gene Ontology annotation, biological process: carbohydrate metabolic process. The transcript is spliced from 5 exons.